AACACGUCUUAUCAGACAUUUUUCUGCAUUUGCUAACUUUUUAAAAUUUCAAUCGUUACGAAUACAAUCUAACUAACAAAACUAUUAUACUGACUCCAAUAUAUUACGAACAUAUUAAAAUAUAUUGCAUUGAUUUCCCUUAGAUAUCUGAAUACCUUACAAAUUUGAGAGAAUAUUUUAGAAAGGAAGAACAAAAUGGUGGUGUGGUACCUAUUUUCAAAAAAGUGUUGUUACAUGCAAAUCAUAUUGCGAUUAAAAAUAAAACUGCUGAAUAUUCUUACCAACAGCUUUAUUUAGGCUCAAAAAAGUUGUCCAUUCAAAUAUCGAACAUAUGUGUGGUGCAUCAAGUAAUAUUGCUGUUUUUUGUGAAAAUAACGCUUUAUUGCCAUUAACACAAUGGGCAUGUUGGAUGUCUGGACAAAUUUUUGUGCCACUUCUGUAUAAAUUUCCAUUUGAAACACUAAGUUUUAUGAUUGAUGAUUCCAAAUCAAAACUCAUAAUUUCUGGAAAACUAUAUGAAAAGAUAGCAAAGAAGCUGGCGGAAAAUUUUGAUAUACCGCUAAUUAUUAUUGAUCAUGAUUUUAUACCAGAACACAUUAUGACUCGUCACUUUUUGGAAAAGACUAUACUUACGGUCGGCGAUAAUGUUUUCUUAGAAGGUACUUUAAAUAACGACUUUUAUUCUUAUACGGUCGCACUGUUGGUUUAUAAUAGCACUGCAGCUCAAAAGCCAAAAGGAAGCCAAAUAACACAUAAGAACCUGCUGUCUCGAAUUACAGCAACAUCAGAAGCUUGGAAUUAUAAAUCAAGUGACUUUUUGCUAAAUUUGUUGCCAGUAGAAUUCAAUGCUUAUAGCGUACAUUCUAUGAUGUGCUUGUUAAAUGUUGGUGGUAAAAUAUAUUUCAGCGAUAAUAUCAAUUACGACGAGAUAUGGAAUAUAAUACUUGGUAUAAAUCAGCGUGUAAAGGAUAAACCCAAUUUGCUAACAGCAUUACCUUCAACGUAUACUAAAAUCCUCAAAAUAUAUAACAAAGCAUUUUACAAUAACCGUAGCAUGGUUAAAUAUAUCAAAAGCUAUUGUACACUUAAUUUUCGACUUAUGAUAUCUGGAUCAACACCCUUACCAAUGAAUAUUUUCUAUUUUUGGUAUAAAGUAACAGGUCAUAAGCUUCUACGUUAUUAUGAAACACCUGAAACCGGAGCAAUUCUAAGUAAUCCAUAUAUCGAAGAUAAAUGGAAGAAACGGAAGCCAAACUCAUUUGACCUUACGUUUCCGCAAACCAUAAUUCGUAUUGUCAAUCCUAAAGAUAAAACAAUACUAGGACAUACAGUUGGAAAUUCAAAAAAACCAGUGGCUGAUAAUACUACUUUAAUGGUGUCUUUUAACGCCAGAUAUGAAAAUUUGUUAGGAGAACUCCAGGUAUCGGGACCCAGUAUUUUUAAAGGAUAUUUACAUCAAGAUGAUAAUAAAGUAUAUUUUGAAAACAAUUUUUUUAAAACGGGAAUUAUUGUAGAAUUUGAAAAUGAUUCCUUUACGUUGUUGGGACCUGGUGACAGCGUAGUUUUUAAAAGAACAGGUCGAAAUAUUCCAAGUCAUGAAAUAGAAACAUUAUUAAAAACCCACCCAAAAAUAAAGGAUGCAGCAGUUGUAGGCAUUCAGCGCCCUUUCUUGAAUAAUAACAUUUGCGCUGUAUGUGUUAUUGAAGCAGAAUCAACUUGCGAUUUAAGUAAUAUUAAGCUGUUUUGCUCUAAAUGGUUGCCUCCAUAUAUGUGCCCUGAUAUUUUUAAAAUAGUUCCCUAUAUAAAUCGAAAUUCGGAAGGAAAAAUUGAAAAAAAUCACCUAACGCAAUUGUAUUAUUUGUGAUAUUGGCAUUACAUGUUGCUAUAAAAUUUACGUAUAAUUAUUGUAAAAUAUUUCAAAUGUAUAUUGUUAAUAUUGUUUUUAUAAAAGAUUUAAUAAUCAUUACUCUUAACUAUAAAGUUCGAUUUAAAUACUGAA
Zeugodacus cucurbitae (melon fly) is the source of this 1999-nucleotide messenger RNA. RefSeq names its product malonate--CoA ligase ACSF3, mitochondrial (gene Acsf3). Gene Ontology annotation, biological process: fatty acid metabolic process. The transcript is spliced from 2 exons. Gene Ontology annotation, molecular function: medium-chain fatty acid-CoA ligase activity. The record is from RefSeq and is a predicted model, not a curated record. Lineage: Eukaryota; Metazoa; Arthropoda; Insecta; Diptera; Tephritidae. The coding region runs from base 332 to 1864 and encodes 510 amino acids.